AUGUCCGCCACAAACCCAGAGAAAGGCGGCCAUGUCGCGCCCGGGGAGCUGUCGCCUAAGCAAACCCGCGUCCUCGAGAUCGACGCCACGCGGGAGAUUACAACCAUCGAGCACGAAACCGGGUUCUGGCAAGCCGUAAGGCAGUACCCGGCCGCAACAUUCUGGGCGGGAUUCUUCUGCAUCGCCGUGAUCAUGGCCGGCUUCGAUGCGCAAAUAAUCACGUCGUUUUAUGCGCUACCUGCAUUCCAACAGAAAUACGGCAAGCCCGUGGACGGCACAAACUCAUAUGAGAUCCCGGCUCAGUGGCAGACAGGCCUUGGCAUGGGAAAUCCCAUCGGUCAGAUCCUGGGUGCUCUUGCAAGCGGAUGGCCGAUGGAGCGUUGGGGCCGGCGCAUUCCCCUUGCAGUGUGCUGCGUCUAUUCGAUCAUAUUUGUCUUUGUGCAGUUCUUCGCCUCAUCCAUCGGGAUGCUAUGUGCGGGUGAAGUCCUUGGAGGACUGGCAUACGGGUUUUACGUCGUUAUCGCGCCGACAUACGCCUCGGAGAUCUGCCCGCUUGCACUGCGCGGUGUGUUGACAGCGUCUGUGAACCUGGCAUUUGUCAUCGGACAGUUCAUCGGCCAGGGUUGUGCGGCGGGCGUUGAAACCCGAUUGGAUGAGUGGGCCUACAGAAUCCCUUUCGCGGUCCAAUGGGUCUGGCCAGUGGUCAUCCUGGCUGCUCUGCCGUUUGCCCCUGAGUCUCCAUACUGGCUUGUUCGACAGGGUCGGAUAGAAGACGCCCGGAAAUCCCUGCUGCGACUCACCUCGGCGAAGAACCGUCCGGACAUUGAACAGAUGCUGCUGGGAAUCGAGCAAACUGAUUUGCUGGAACAGGAAAUGGAGUCUACGACGACGUAUAUUGACUGUUUCAGGGGCAGCAACCUUCCAAGAACCGAAAUAUCAGUUAUGGUCUAUCUCAUCCAGGUCAUUGGUGGUAACCCGCUCAUUGGCUAUGCCAAUUACUUCUUUGAACAAGCCGGUCUGUCCAGCUCGAAUGCGUUCGAUAUGGGUGUUGGCAAUACAGCCAUGGGGUUCGUGGGCACGUUGAUUUCCUGGCCUUUGAUGGCCUAUUUCAAAUUGGGCCGUCGGACGAUCUACAAUAGCGGCAUGGUAUUAAUGACGACUAUCCUCUUCAUAAUCGGGUUUCUCAGCAUCCCCUCGAAUAAUACUGGAGCUGUCUGGGCGAUGGCGACAAUGAUGGAUGUUUGGACGUUUAUCUACCAAAUGACCGUAGGACCCAUCUGCUUCGUUAUCAUCUCGGAAAUCUCGGCAACCAGAUUGAGGACUAAGACAAUUGCGAUCGGGACCGCCGUGCAAGCAGCAGCGUCUAUCAUAUUCACAAUCGCGGUCCCUUACAUGCUGAAUAGCGACGAGGGCAACUGGGGUGGGAAGGCUGGUUUCCUGUUCGGUGGUAUCAGCCUCUUGUGCCUACUUUGGUGUUACUAUCGGCUACCGGAGAGUCGGGGAAGGACGUACGAAGAAUUGGAUAUUCUGUUCCAAAGGCAGAUUCCCGCUCGCCAGUUCAAAACUUUUGAUCUCAUUGCAGAAUCGGGGGAAACUAAGUAG
Messenger RNA from Diaporthe amygdali, 1602 nucleotides. RefSeq lists its product as uncharacterized. Gene Ontology annotation, cellular component: membrane. The coding region runs from base 1 to 1602 and encodes 533 amino acids. Lineage: Eukaryota; Fungi; Ascomycota; Sordariomycetes; Diaporthales; Diaporthaceae. The transcript has 4 exons. Gene Ontology annotation, biological process: transmembrane transport; carbohydrate transport. Gene Ontology annotation, molecular function: carbohydrate:proton symporter activity. The record is from RefSeq and is a predicted model, not a curated record.